GUUAGUGACGUCAUGCAGAUGUUUUCCGAGUCUUCGUCAGUCAAAAUGGAGGAAUAAGAUUGUACAACCUUAGAAAACACGCAAUCUGAACGCUUAAAAAUCCCUUAAAGGCAAUACAAUGGGUAGCCUUUUUAGCAGCAAUGUUGAAGGUGUUGAAGAAGUGGAUUCUUUAUCGUCAGGAUCGUAUAGAUAUCCUCCAAUAACAGGGAGCUACUUCGCCGAUCAUUUCAUCAUGGGCGGCUCUAGAUUUGAUACUACACAACCAGAAGCUUAUCUGUUCGGGGAGAACAGUGAUCUGAAUUUCUUAAGUCCAAAACCAGUUCCUUUUCCAUACCCAUCUCCACAUGGGAAUGAACCUACCAAGACACUACGUAGUUUAGUGAACUUGAGAAAAGAUUCGCUCAAGCUUGUCAGAUGUGACAGCUCUGAUGAUGACGAUGACACAUAUCACAUUCAGUUUAUUUUUGAUGCUGAUGUGAAUUGUUCUGUCACGAUAUAUUACCAAGCAACAGAGGAUAUAAGCACAGGAGUAGCUGUUUACACAUCAAAGGACCCAAACAUGACAUCACCAAAAUGUUGUUACAAGAAAGGAGCUGGACAGCUGUUUAGUAAUUCCUUGCGUCAUCGAUUCAAAGUGUCCCAAUUUUCUGAAGAAGAGUUGGCCUAUGAUCCACUAUCAAGUACACAUAUACCUAUUGUGAUACAAAUAGAUGUGGCUGAUGAGGAAUUCCUUGGUCAUUCCCACAUUACCAUGGCAUCAAUUGAACAUACAUCUGAUGGUGUUUACAUACUGAAGCCAAUAAAACAAAAACAAAUGGUUGAUGGCCUUUGUUUCUUACUACAAGAAAUCUAUGGUAUAGAGAACAAGUCUAGCGAUCAGCAUGUCUCGAAGGAUGAUGAUGAUGAUGAUGAGUUAGACCUUGAGGAGACAGGCCUAGAAUGUGUGAUAUGUUUAAAUGAAAUGCGUGAUACUCUUAUCCUACCCUGUCGACACUUGUGUCUCUGUAGAGGUUGUGCUGAAUCUCUUCGUUACCAGUCAAGCAAUUGCCCUAUUUGCAGAUCAGCUUUUCAUGCACUACUGCAGAUAUGUGCAUACAUCAAAAAGACUGGUCCAGAUGGAGGGAAACGCCAGAGCUCUUGUGAUGGGGAAGAGCACAUACCAGGCUAUGAACAGAUACCUCUAGUAGAAGCCCUGAAUGGUAGAAUUGCACCAGAUAACAUACCAGAAGAAGCCAUAGCGCGCAUGCGCAGAAGAUCCUCCAGCGUUCGUUCGUCAGGGCGUAGAAUUCCUUCCCGUGCUGGCAGUGCAAGAAGCCAUCGUCGUGUAGAGCGUGCCACAUCAGCAAGAUCGUCUCUGAGACAUGUACGUCCAGAUACAGCAUCAUCAGAGCCGUACUCUGUACAGACACAAGAACUGGAACCCGUGCAGAGUGAGGAGCAUGUGAUUGCUGUAGCAGAAUGUAAAGGGAAAGACCAGGACACAGUCCAGGAAAUUGCUGAGGAGGGCAGACUCAACAAUCUUUUAACAGACGAGGACGGCGAGGUACCACAGGCGGUGCAUGUACAUGUUGACGUUUCCCUACCCGGUACCCCCUUAGGAAGUGAUAACAGUGUCCACAGUGGAUGUAGUAACAAAAGUAACGURUCUGCCUCAGCGUCAACAGCAACACCUACAUGUGUACGACUAGAGGAGGAGGUCCAACAAAUACCUCAUUCCCACAAAGAAUUGUGGAACGAGGAAAACCCAUAAUCCCUUGCACCACUCGUACAACUUGGAAAAGGCGAAAUCUCUAAUUUUUUCUAACCUUUCAAGGUUCAUUUCCUUAUAUUCUUCUAUUAAGUUGGCUCUCGAGAUUUAAUAACCGUUGCCUGAUGUUAGCUUCAUUAUAUCGAAUUUGAGUUUUGGCGGGAAAAUCAACGCGUUUGCACCGAAAUGUAAUUAAAAUCGAUGCGGAAGUUACGUCAGAGACCUGAAAGUCGAACGAAACUUGGAGCAAGACUGCUACACACAGCUGUACAAUAGGCGAAGGGAUUCAAGCGUUUUUUUAAAUAAGGGGACUAAUUUAACUAAAAUACCGACACUAAAUGUCGUUUAAAGUGCCAUUAGUUAGAAAUGCAACAAAACAAAGCCGUAUGUUAUCACUGAUAACCAGAUAAAACGAACUAAUCCAUUUUCUAUUGCUAAAGAUUUUCAUUCAUUUGAUUUUCAUAUACUAAGUUCGUUUUCACUCGUUCACAAUAACGCGCGCGCGAAAUCGCACAGUUCGCAUUCACAACACAAUAGAGCUUUUAAGUUGUGACGUAUUUCCGGGUGAAUCUACUCGCAUAGACCGCCAAAACAUAGGGAAAAUGGAUUAGAACUCUGGACAACAAAUCCUGCCAUGAAGAAAAUGUAAGAAAAAACCUUCAUAAAACCCUCCCUGCUUCUUGUUUUGGACCCGGAAUUCGUUUUAUACAAGUGACGUCAUACUUAAAAGCUCUAUAGGGUUUUGAUGGACGGCAAUCGAAGUGCUUUUACGUCGGAAAACGCAAGUUUUCAAGUGCACGUGCAUAUGGGAUGUCAUGAAAAUGGCUUGAUUGACGUCCCCAAAACCUGCUAUUUGUUUUGACGACGAUACUCCGCGUGUUAUCGUGACCAGUUUGAAGCUUUUGCGUAAUACUCUGUCUCAUGGUUUCUUUGGUUCAGUCAACUGAGCUUCGCCCUACGCCAGGCCGUGAAUAUUCGAACGCCGUCCUUUACUGGUCGACGUCAGAUGGACCGCUCAUGAGAGAACGAGACUGUAGGUUUCGAAGGAUGCAGAAUUUUUGGCGUGAACCAGGGAAAUCAUAAAAAUAGAAUUAAUUGUAAAUAUGUAAAUUAUUAAAUUCCAAAUCAUAUAAUCCAACGACGAAGGCAUAAUGCCAUUCAAGUGUACAUGCGGAUGAGACACAGGAAACCCACGCUCCGUAAUGUUGACGAGAAGCCGAAAAUAAGAGAAAUGCUCUUAGAUUUGAUAGCAUUUUCAAAUAUAUAUAGUGUUUCCACGCCAAAAACUUCAGUUUCAAUAAUAUACAACAACAAAACGAAAAAAAAAAUCGUAACAUAAA
Messenger RNA from Actinia tenebrosa (Australian red waratah sea anemone), 3087 nucleotides. Its product is annotated as E3 ubiquitin-protein ligase MGRN1. NCBI's taxonomy places the organism in Eukaryota, Metazoa, Cnidaria, Anthozoa, Actiniaria, Actiniidae. Gene Ontology annotation, biological process: protein ubiquitination. Gene Ontology annotation, molecular function: ubiquitin protein ligase activity. The record is from RefSeq and is a predicted model, not a curated record. Gene Ontology annotation, cellular component: cytoplasm.